Molecule: messenger RNA, 627 nt
Organism: Neurospora hispaniola
Lineage: Eukaryota; Fungi; Ascomycota; Sordariomycetes; Sordariales; Sordariaceae
Exons: 1
Coding region: 208-543 (111 amino acids)
Source: RefSeq, a predicted model, not a curated record
GUGGUAUUAAGUCAGUAAGGAACAACAUUCUUGAUGAUGAAAAAGGGCAUUAAGCCAUUCAAUACUUUUUUCGACCAUAAGCAAUUGUUGUUGUCAUUCCUAUCAGCCUACCCCUAUCAGAACCUGCCAUAAUACGAGCACAGACAACACUCAAGACCUUGCGAGGAUUCACAAGAGACAAACGACUAAAUCCCCGUGUCCGUAAUCAUGGCCUUAUAUCGCACAGCUGGGAAGCUCUCCGCCGUUAUGGGACAAGCAAAGUAUCACGCCGCUGCAGAAGGAGGGGGAACCAUUCUUGAGAUACCAGCUAGUGCUGUAACUGCGGACGAGCUAAAACAGGAGCUUCAGAGGCGACUCCAAACAUCGCAGUACACGAUCCAGGUAAGCGUAAAAUUGUUGAAUACACGCUUGUUGUUGCUUAUAUGUCUAAUGGUUAUGUUAGCUGAAACGAGACCGAUACUCGGUCACACUGCCACUCCAUGGGAAGCAAGAUAUACUCAACACCAUCUAGUGAUGACAACAGUUCCGGCUGUCAGAGCUUGAAGCAACACUAGGCCCUCUCGCAUUGCAUCGCUUCGUUUCUUGCUUCAAACUCUGGAGCACUUUUUUUUUUCGUUUAAAGCAUAU